Messenger RNA from Cherax quadricarinatus, 997 nucleotides. RefSeq lists its product as uncharacterized. The record is from RefSeq and is a predicted model, not a curated record. Lineage: Eukaryota; Metazoa; Arthropoda; Malacostraca; Decapoda; Parastacidae.
AUGGAAAACAGCUAUAUCCUUGGGUACUGGGAAGUAGUCAGAUGGGUGGGUCGCAGUGUAGAAAGGCGGGUCGAGUGCCAGCAGUUAGAGCCUCCCAUUCCCACACCGGAGACUCUGCAGUCCACUUAUCCUGCUGGUGGUGCUGCAGAAGACGCCUUCCGUAAGCCAGAAUACGUUUGGAGAACCAUGACUGGGGUGCUGAAGAGGCUGACUGUGCUGCUGACGAGCCUGCUGACCUGCUCGUUAGCCCUAGACACCCUAGAAACCAAGCAGGGUAACACCGAGGUCUUACAAACAGAAGGGAGGAUCCUCUCCUACGGAAAUCCAGAGGCGGCGGGGAUAUUCUUCGUGCAGAUCUGUACUAUGACGGUUUUAACCCUCUCUGCCGUGUAUAUGAUCUACGUCAUCUUCCUUCCGCCUGUAAGGCAACGCGCUUUCUCUUGGAGCUUAUGGGAUCUGAUGCCAGCAUCCCCUUCCUGGGAUGACUUCAAUCUCCUCGAUCAAGUUUUAAGGAGCGUUGAUGCCGUUGAGUCCACUCUGACUGCUGUGGAAGAAGAUUCACAAGCUUGUCGGGACUUGAUAUUCUGUGAACUACGGCAAGCAUCCACCAGGAUACCUGUCAUUGAUGCUUUCCUACAGUACUUUAGACCGUCUAAGAGAGAGCUGGAGAAGUAUAAGGAUGGGCAAGAGGAUGACAUGGCCCUGGAGAACUGCAGGAUGCUCUUUGCUGAGUGUUCCAUCUCCCUGGCUCGGACCUAUUGGGACAACCAAUGACCUACACUCUAACAGGUCCUCUUACCACUUUAACAGGUCCUAGGGGUCCCGCGUCGUACUCGACGACCAGUGAGCUAUGCACCAACAGGUUACGGGGUUCCAGGUCGUACGGGGACACCAGUGGGCUGCGCUCUAACAUGUCCUUUAUGCCCAGGUCAUAUGGCUUUGCCAAUGACCUAUAAUUCCUCAGGUCCUAUAGGCAUGGAUCGUAUGAUCUACGCAU